AAUGAAGUGCAGAUACAGGGAACGUUUUACCGAGCAGGACAACCCCGCUACAAGUCCCAAGGGUAGACCUCCCACACCCAUCCCUUCAUCUCCCAAUCUAAGCGCAGGACAGACCAGGCCAAAAAGUCCGCUCUGAAGCCCCUAGCUUAAGGUCACCUCCAUCACGCCCAAGAUGGCGGCCGGGCAGAGGCCUGAGGUGGAGGGACUUAGUCAUGUGACCACAGCGGGCUCUGACGUGGCGCUAUCUCUCCGGUCCGCGCUACUUGUCCUUUUCGGCGCCCCGUCGGCGUCUCCUUCCGUCCCAACCUCCGGCCCGAAUGGCGGCGCCCAUCGGCCAUGGCUGCAACGGCGCCCCCGGCCCACGCCACUGGGCCUCGCUCUUCCUGCUCUUGGCGGCGGCGGCGGCGGCGGCGGCUGCAGCGGGCGGUAGUGACGGUGACCACGCCGUGGAGUUUGACGUGCGGCCCGGCGGGGUGGUGCACUCCUUCUCGCAGAGUCACGCCAAGGCGGGAGAGCACACCUGCACAUUCACAUAUGCUUCUCAAGGAGGGACUAAUGAGCAAUGGCAAAUGAGCCUGGACCUCAGUGAUGACAACCGACUUCUCACCUGCAUCAUUUGGAGGCCUCAAGGAAAGUCUUACCUGUUCUUUACUCAGUUUAAGGCAGAAGUGCAAGGAGCAGAGGUUGAAUAUGGGAUGGCUUAUUCCAAAGCUUCAACUGGGAAAGAUGCUGACAUUCCCCUGAAACCCGAAGAAUUUGAAGUGACCAACACAGCAGUGAUCCACAGGCAAGGGGCAUUCCGAGCUGAACUGUCCAAAGUCGUGAUAGUGGCCAGAAUAGGCCAUGUUGAACUGUGAUCUGAAGCCCGGCCUGAAGUUUAUCUCGUCUUGUCUCUACUAGAGUGACCAGAGGGGUUCCCAUAUUAUGUGCUGGUUUUCUAGGGGGUAUUUUUAUGGUUUGCCACACAGAUGUCUACGUUGCUGUACUUGGAGUGUUAGAGCCAGGACUCAUUCCAGGUUUCAGAGGGAGCAAAGCUCUGAAGCCUCUCUUGUGGGCAAGCUGGAGUGGCCCAGAUCCCUGGUCUGCCCCCAUACAGCCUGCCACUGCUUUUCUUUCCAUACCUCAUGGCACUUUUGUUCCAAACAAGACUCCUUUGAUUCUUCCUUACAAGGGGAUGUAAGGAGGUGGGACUAAAGCAAGUGGUCCCAAAGGGGCCUCAAUUUCACCUCAGUAUCACAGGGGCAGACUUGCUUUCUUGCCCAGAUGGGUGCCUCUGUCCAGGGAGGGCAUAGCCCAUUUUGUCUCCAGAGGAGGGGGAUCCAGCCAUCUGCUGCCCACAUCAGGCCUGAAACUAUCAAUGUGGGGAAGGGCAAGGGCAGCUUGAUUCUGACAAACAGAAAUCCAGCCAACUUUUUCUGUCUCUUACUACAACUUCAGAGCUAUUUUCCUACGUCUCCCUCAUUUAUUUCCUUAUAGACUGAUUGUGAAGGGAAUACAAUAUUCUUUCAUGUCUAAAUAAAUAAGGGAGGGAAAGGCUAAAAA
This is a messenger RNA of Monodelphis domestica (gray short-tailed opossum), 1542 nucleotides long. RefSeq names its product myeloid derived growth factor (gene MYDGF). NCBI's taxonomy places the organism in Eukaryota, Metazoa, Chordata, Mammalia, Didelphimorphia, Didelphidae. The record is from RefSeq and is a predicted model, not a curated record. Gene Ontology annotation, biological process: positive regulation of endothelial cell proliferation; positive regulation of angiogenesis.